GUACGGCGCGACGGCGCGGUCGGAGAAAAAGCGGGGUGCUUUUUUUGUUGUUGGUUGCCGCGGAGUCGCGAUUUGUUUCUUCUUCGGGCUCUAAUCCUGUCCUCGUCGGCUGAUUGAGCCGCCCUAAUUUCGCUUUCUCGGUACGGCGGUUACUUCUUGGUUGGGUGCGGCGCUGGCGCGCUGCUAGUACCGCCCUUUUCCGUCCUCAUCAUCCUCUUGAUCUUUUCGUCCUCGUAUGAUGUUUGGGAAAAGACUUCCAAUUCUGGGAGAGAAAUAAAGGAUCAUGCCUUCUUUUGACGGAGGCUUUUAAUUUCCUCUUUUGUGCCGUACUGCGGUUGGUUGCGGUUAGGGAUGGCCGUGUGUGUGUUGGUGUUGGUCUUGUCUUUUGCUGUUAAACCCUAGCUAGCUGCUGUUCAUGGCCUCCUUCCAUUUCUCCUGCCUCUGUUUCGCCCAUGCCAGGCUGUUUCUUGAUGUGAAUGCCCGAACUUUCCUAAUCCUCAAAGGUUUCCUUUUUUUUUACUGCGAGUUACCAUUGCGCUGUUAGAUUUUGUUUUUCUGCAAAUUGUUUGCGCUUGAUACAGCGGGCAGCGGUCUUAGGUUCCUGAACAUUAUGGUAUCUCGGAAGAAAAGGAAAACAUUGAAAUGUGCCAGACUGCCAGUACACUAUGAGAUGUGGGACUGGCAGAGUCAAGAGUUUGAUUUGCAGAAGGAUCUGUUACCAGUUCCAUCUACCUCCCUGUGGGCUGAAGCAAACCACAACGAGGUUGAUUCUUGGAGCCUGUUCGAUGAGCAAACCCCAAUUAAAGAAUGUACAGACAUAGAUUUACCCUUCUGUGAUAUAGGAGAUAUUAUUAUCAAGGACUUUGAUGAAGGAAAGGAAACCUUGCAAGCUAAACGAAGACGUAUGCUGCAGUUCUGUCCAGACAAUGCUGAGAUGGACUGUUCUCUGACAGAUGGGCUCUUGGAAAAUCUGCAAGUGGAUUUGGAUUUCUCUAGUGACGAGCAUUUGUUACAGUGUGAUGGGACACAGGAACUACCUGAACAAUGGCUGGUUGAUUGCUCACAAGAUAGUGAGAAUCGUUCGCCCCCGGAAGAAGUGAAAAGUCCUAGUGCUGCUGUGGAAGUAAAUAUCUCUGUUCUUCAGAAUUCGUUGGUCGAGCUCGAGGAGCAGCCUAUCAUGAAAGUUGAGAAGAAACCUCAGCAAGCUAAACCUACACCUCUGAAAGCUGGAAGAAGCGUCAUCAGAGCAAAGAAGCUGAAAGUGGCGUCGGUGGCCUACCCAUUCGAGCUCAUCAAGCCGUGCGGCUUCCAUGGCGCCACCACCCUGAGGGACAUAAACCAGAAGAUCCUGGCGCCUCCCUCGUACAGGAUCAAGCACAAGAUCGACGAAGCGUCCGCGCCGUACCAGGAGGCCUCGGCCAUCUCCGGGAAGCCGGUGGUCCACAAGACGAAGAUCCACACCGAAGGGGGGAAGGGCAGCAUCACCAUCACAAGAACGAGAGGCUGACGAAGUUCGUUCAUAUUGCCGCCGUGCUAGCUUUAGCCGUCUAGAUGAUUUUUGUGGCCAAAGAAGUGUGUAUGGCUGGGUUGGGUUGUUCUUUGCUGCUGCAACAUUUGACCUGUGCUGGCUUUGUUAGGGUUGGUUGACUGGUAGAGCAGGCCUAGAAGUGUGUGUAGGCAGUGUGUUUGGGAUGGUGCUGUUCUUUUCUUGUUCAAAGGUGGGAAAAGUUGAUGUGAUAAUCAGGUUAAUAUGGACAUAUGUGUAGUUUGGUGAGAUUAAGUUAUAUAAUUUGCAGCACCUAUAUA
Molecule: messenger RNA, 1806 nt
Organism: Triticum aestivum (bread wheat)
Lineage: Eukaryota; Viridiplantae; Streptophyta; Magnoliopsida; Poales; Poaceae
Product: protein XRI1
Exons: 9
Coding region: 611-1507 (298 amino acids)
Biological process (GO): female meiotic nuclear division; male meiotic nuclear division
Source: RefSeq, a predicted model, not a curated record